Messenger RNA from Oryza sativa Japonica Group (Japanese rice), 1323 nucleotides. Its product is annotated as momilactone A synthase-like. Lineage: Eukaryota; Viridiplantae; Streptophyta; Magnoliopsida; Poales; Poaceae. The record is from RefSeq and is a predicted model, not a curated record.
CAAUAGCACCAACACACAGCAGACCCAUAAAAAGGCUAGCAUCGCACUGGCCGCUGCUAGGCUAACAACGGAACACAGUUGCUCAUAGACUUUGACAAACUCACUUACGGAGACCAAGACCGAAACGAGCAGCCAGCAGGCAUUUCCUGGCCUUCUUAAGGAGGCUUGCAUCAAGGGCAUUAGCCAACUACGACGACUAGUUCGAUCAGGUCGAUUCUGCUCUGCAUUUUUUUAGCAGGAUGUUCAGAUCAGCAGCUCUUCUAAGGGAGACGAAGAGAGUUUUUGGAACAACGAGUACUUGGACAGCUGGUUUAGUCGUCAAUGGCUUCUCCACGGCGUCCAGCUCGCACCAGAGGUUGGCCGGCAAGGUGGCCGUCAUCACCGGCGGCGCCAGCGGCAUCGGCAAGGCGACGGCCACGGAGUUCAUCAAGAACGGCGCCAAGGUCAUCAUCGCCGACAUCCAGGACGACCUCGGCCACUCGGUGGCGGCGGAGCUCGGCCCGGACGCCGCGUACACGCGCUGCGACGUCGCCGACGAGGCGCAGGUCGCCGCGGCCGUGGGCCUCGCCGUGAAGCGGCACGGCCGCCUCGACGUGUUCCACAACAACGCCGGCAUCGCCGGGGCGCUGCCGCAGGACGACAUGGCGGCCGUGGACCUCGGCGACUUCGACCGGGUGAUGGCGGUGAACGCCCGGUCGACGCUCGCCGCCGUCAAGCACGCCGCGCGCGCCAUGGCGCCGCGAUGCAGCGGCUGCGUGCUCUGCACGUCGAGCGGCGCGGGCGUCAUCCCCGUCCCGGCUGUCCCGGUGUACUCCGUGUCCAAGGCCACCGUGAUCGCCAUCGUGCGCGCGGCGGCGGAGCCGAUGGCGCGCCACGGCCUGCGUGUGAACGCCAUCUCGCCGGGCGCCACGAGGACGCCGCUGCUGCUGCGGCAGAUCCCGCUGCUCUCCGAGAUGUCCCCUAGCCUGAGCGACGGCCUGAAGACGACGGUGGAGAAGGAGGUCGGCGAGGGUGGCGCCGUCGUGCUGCUCGCGCCGGAGGACAUCGCGAGGGCGGCGGUGUACCUGGCCUCCGACGAGGCCAGGUACGUGAACGGGCACAACCUCGUCGUCGACGCCGGGUACACCGUGCACAAAGGAGCGUGACAGGUAGACGACGCCGAUCGAGCAGGUGGCGUGCAUGCAUCGCUGCUUGGUUUUCAAAGUCGUCGUUGUUGUAAUUGGAAUAAUAAGGACGUCCGUGACAAAAUUUAAGUAUUUGAAGAUGAUGAUGCCGUUUGAAACUCAUAUAGAUGUUGAUAAAAAUUAAGUGUUUUACGCAUAA